This is a messenger RNA of Micromonas commoda, 468 nucleotides long. RefSeq lists its product with no specific name. Lineage: Eukaryota; Viridiplantae; Chlorophyta; Mamiellophyceae; Mamiellales; Mamiellaceae. The transcript has a single exon. The coding region runs from base 1 to 468 and encodes 155 amino acids. The record is from RefSeq and is a predicted model, not a curated record.
AUGCUUCCGAGCUCCGAGGUGGCCGGCAGCGGCGAGGUGGGCGGUGGGAAUUUUUCGUCGCGGUGGCUCCACUGCCAGGCGUUCCACCCCAUCAGCGGCAGGGUGAGGAACGCCCCGAAGAACGUGACGCGUCCCCCCGGUGCCUUACCCUCACCACCGCCGAACCUCCACGUCACGGGACCGAAGAACCAGAACCCCAUGCGCCGAGCAGUGAAGGGGCCGGCGCAGGGAGGCGCGGAAGGAAAGCGACAUCGUCCAGCAAACAACGAGGAAAAUCAGUCCGCAGUGGGGAUCCGGUCCGAUUUCGAAAAUGGGCCCAAGUCACAGGCUACGCGGCGUUCCUCCGCACUGGGGGACACUGGGUGUCAGUCUGAGAAAAGUGCGAAAUCGCCGCUCGGUUUCAAAGUGUGGGGGACUGUGGGUUCCCUUGGGAAAACGACACAUCUCCUUGCCGAUCCCCCGACGUGA